GUCACUUUGUAUUGUAAGUGGUGAAGGUGAUGAAAGACAGAAGAAAAUUUUUAUUUUGAUUUUAUUUAUAAAUUCAAUUGAAUUUGUUUGAUAUAUAAAUAAGCCAAGUUAUUAAUUUCAAUAAUGUUUCCAUCUACUGAAGAGUCUAUUGUUCUUAAACAACUAUCCAAGUACAAGAACAUAAGCACAACAAAAAAGGAUGUGAUUGAUGUACUAAACAAUUACCGAAGUCUUACACAUUACCUUCAAAAAUUCGUUUUCAAUGAUGGGACACAAAAGGAACUUUUCAACUUACAGGGAACCAUACCAGUUGUUUAUAAAAGUAACACUUAUCACAUUCCGAUAUGCAUUUGGUUGACCGAUACUCAUCCCCAGAAUGCUCCAAUGUGCUUUGUCAAACCAACUCCAAACAUGCAAAUUAAGGUUUCCAUGUAUGUUGACCACAAUGGCAAGAUUUAUCUUCCAUAUUUGCAUGACUGGCAACCGCAAACUUCAGAUCUUUUGGGUUUGAUCCAAGUAAUGAUAGUGACUUUUGGUGACCAACCACCUGUGUAUUCGAAACCAAAAGGACAAGUUGCACCAUAUCCAACAUCUUCAUUUAUGCCACAGCCUGGAGGAGCAAAUAAUGCAAAUUCUUUCUUGCCGUACCCAGCUGGAGGUGGGGGUGGAGGAGCUUUUCCAUCGUUUCCUCAAAACAACAACUUUGGACAGUAUCCGCCGUAUAUGCCAAAUGCUGCUCCAACAGGACCAGGGCCUGCACCAGGUCCAUCUGGAAACGCUGCCGGUGGUUAUCCUCCGUAUAUGAAUUUUCCACAAGUUCCUGGCUAUGGUUCGGGCUAUAAUCCGGGAAAUCCAAGUCAAACUGGUACCAUUACUGAAGAACAUAUAAAAGCAUCACUUAUAAGUGCCGUCGAAGAUAAACUUAGGCGAAGAGUUCAGGAAAAAGUAAAUCAGUGUCAAGCUGAAAUCGAAACCCUUAAUCGCACAAAACAAGAACUUGUCGAAGGAAGUUCCAAAAUCGAAACAAUUAUUGCUCGUUUGCAAAGAGAGCAGGCCGAACUAAGGAAAAAUAUACUCAUUCUACGUGAUAAAGAACAAGAACUAGAAAAAUCUCUAGAAUCACUUGAACAAUCCGACGGAAUUGAUGUCGACGAGGCUGUUGUAACCACAGCUCCAUUAUACAAACAAUUACUCAAUGCAUAUGCUGAAGAAGCAGCCACAGAAGACGCCAUUUACUAUUUGGGAGAGGCUUUGCGUAGUGGCGUUAUUGACCUGGAAGCCUUUCUAAAGCACGUCCGCCAACUGUCCCGGAAACAGUUUAUGUUGCGUGCAAUAAUGCAAAAGUGCCGACAAAAGGCUGGACUUGCGGGCUAAAUUUAAAAAAAAAAGAAGCAAUAUCCAGAAAUGAUUGUCGAGGAAAAAUGUUGUCUGUUGAUAGUUUGAAAGUUGAAACAUUAAUUAAACAUUAUAUUUUAAAAGUAUUUAAUAUCAGUUACUAUUUAUCUUAAAAAAAUCUUUCUUUUUUUUAAGAAUCAAAAGAACAAAUCAAAGAACACCAUAAUAAUUAUAAUAUAAAAAAAAAGGAAUGAAAUUAAUGUGUUUCAAGUUUUCAAAUCGAAAAACGUAAUUUUACCUUUCACAUAAUGUGCAUAAUAAUUUACUCCUUAUUUUUAUAUACAUAUAUUUUAUCCAGAAAUAAAGCAAUUAAGUUAAAUAUUAA
Eupeodes corollae is the source of this 1720-nucleotide messenger RNA. RefSeq names its product tumor susceptibility gene 101 protein (gene TSG101). The coding region runs from base 124 to 1374 and encodes 416 amino acids. The record is from RefSeq and is a predicted model, not a curated record. The transcript is spliced from 9 exons. Lineage: Eukaryota; Metazoa; Arthropoda; Insecta; Diptera; Syrphidae. Gene Ontology annotation, molecular function: ubiquitin binding. Gene Ontology annotation, biological process: protein modification process; protein transport; endosome to lysosome transport. Gene Ontology annotation, cellular component: ESCRT I complex.